Eupeodes corollae is the source of this 670-nucleotide messenger RNA. RefSeq lists its product as uncharacterized. The transcript is spliced from 2 exons. Gene Ontology annotation, biological process: autophagy. Bases 89 to 655 code for a protein of 188 amino acids. NCBI's taxonomy places the organism in Eukaryota, Metazoa, Arthropoda, Insecta, Diptera, Syrphidae. The record is from RefSeq and is a predicted model, not a curated record.
UUGACAUUUCACAUGACAGAAAGUGAAAAUUUUUCAAAACAAAAUAUAUUUUUCAUUACAACAAAUUUUACAAGAAAAAAUCAAAACAAUGGAAAGCGCUCCUUUGAAUUUGGCUCACUUCCAUGAGAGACGAGCGGACAAGUUUCUCAAACGAAAUCGUUUCGAUGAAGGCAUCAAAGCAAUGGAGACUGCCAUGGCUUACAUUGAAGAUGCCUACAAAAUAAUCACAAUUCCCAAGGCCAUAGAAGUCCUCAACGCAGAGAAGUGGCAUUUUUCACGGAAACUUAAACAGAUCAACAUUCGUCAGUCACAGUACGAGGGUUCGAGAGUUCCUUCAGCAGCAGCCCAACCAAUUGAGCCACCACAGCAAGAGCAAGCAAAUGACUUGGACAAACCCAGCGAUGUGUGCAUCCAUCAGGCCAUCGAGAACUUCGAUGCAAAGUACACCUCGUCUACUCUAGAAAGUUUGUAUGGUACAAAGCAGGAGGGAGCGAGUGAGAGUAACAACUCAAAUUCAACCUCAACCAACGAAGACUCCAAUAAUUGGAUGAUUGAGUUAGAAUGCAAAGACUUCCCCUGCCUUGCUCCACUAGAACUGCCAGCAUUCGAUCUUGGAUUUGAUACAAAUCCAGAAUUGGAAGAACAAAAUAAAUAAAUAGUUUUUUAAAAU